ACAUUUUGAAGAAGAAAACAAAAAAAUAUUUUGUGUGUUAGGGGGUGGGCAGGUGACCCUUGUCCCUGCCCCCUCCCUGGUCGAGCCGCCCCUGCUGAUUUUGAAAAUGCAUCGUUGAAUAUUGAAUACCGGUCAUGAUGUUAUAGUGCCUGGAUCGAGCUUCCAAUUUUUUUUGCUCAAUUGGACGCUUCUCGGAUACCCCAUCCUGUUUUGUUGAUUUUUCUGUGACACUGAAAGACAGUGAUACUCUUUUGCCAAUAAAAAAGGUCUGUUUACAAUGGGUGCUUGUAACGAAUGCUUGUUUGGAGCAAGGGAGGAUUAUGAAGACGUCGAUCCGGAAACAAAACGGAGGCAACAAGCGGAAGCAGCUGAACAAAGACUUACUCAGCAAGAGAGCCGAGGAUUAAAAGACCCAGAAGGAGUGAAGAGGAAAUUGCAACAGAAAGAAGAAGCUGAAAGGAAAGCAGCCAAAGUAGAGGAUACAGGGGGGCAAGGAGGGUUAAAGUGGCAAGUUUCAUCGUAGCAGAACUUCAUCCUAUCCCAACUUCUAACUGCUCGAGGAAGCUAUGAUUCACAAAGCAAACUGCAAAUACAAGCUGGUAUGGUAAUAUUGCUAAAGGAAUAAAAAAAACAUGCAUCGCAAUGGAGCUACCAAUGCACUCAUCUACGAUUGAUCUCCGGGAGAAAUUCCAUGUUUUUUAGGAUGAACUAUUAAGGUGGUGAUGUAUUCUGAGCAGACAUACAUACAUGUACAUGUUCUGCCAUGGAAUCGCAAACAUGAUUGGCAGACAUGCAUUUCUAUCUACAUGUAGUCAUAUUGUCACACAAUACAUGUAUUCAUUUCAAUAACCUAUUAUCAACAAUGUAAGAUGUCGAUAAGUACUGAUAAACAGUACAUGUAAUGAGAUAUUGAAUGAGAAGCUAUGGAAAAAAAAAUCAGAAUUACUUUUACGUGUGUUUGUUGACAUUGUUAAAAUUGCAAGUUUUAUGCUUGAUGGGCUAGCAUACAGUAAAAAAAUAAAGAGGGGGGGGGGGGGUGAUUUGAGAUUACGACCCUUUUGUGACCCUUUGCAGAUAGUUGCUUUUUACCAUAGUGAUUCGGGGGAGCAUUUCAUGGAAACAAGUACCGUACAAUGAUUAUUUUUCUUUGAUUAUUGUUAUAAAAUACUGCAGUCUUACAUCUAAUAUUGGCUACAAUAAAUCACAAAAGGCAGCGAAAAAAUGCAACUGUUUGCACAUUUUUAAAAAAAUUUGCAUUCUCUUAAAUUUCUGUAUUUUACUACAAUAAUUUGGAAAGCUCUUUGAAAUCGAGGCUCAUAGGAAAUGCUGGGUUUCUUUGUUCUUUUUCAUAAGCAAUUGUGUCCGUGACAAUAUAACCCCUCCAACUCUGGUGGAAAAAAAUUGGGUUUUUCAUUUUCUUGAAAUAUUUUGCUACUUUCUACUGGGUGCUUUAAUGUCCAUAAAUUACAAUUAGACAAUAUGCCCAUGGAUAUAUCGUAUUUUCCAUAGCUUUAGUCAUUCCAAAAGAAUGUGCGUACUAGCCUUUGGUCCCGCCACGAUGCCAUGUUAUGAUUCAUCUAGCCCACAUCGUCUUUGAAGUUUCAAUGGUGUAAUAUGUUUAUAUUGUUGUAUUGUGAACAGUCUGGUACAGGUAUAAUUCGUUCAUCUCUGUAUUCUUGUAUUGCGUUAUUCAAUGAAUGUUCAUGUAUCAGUGGAUAAGGGAAGUACAUGUACAGUGAUUAUCUUUGCGAAUACUAUUAUUGUUCUAAUUCAUUAUCUUUUAGUCAUUGUUGUAGUGCAUUUACAUGUGGUUGUAUCAUCAACUUUAUUUUAUCAUCAUUUUGUCAUCUCUUCGCGAUCAUAAUCACUACCUUCAUUUCCAUCAUCACCACCACCAACACCAUCAUCAUCAUCAUCAUUACCAUCAUCAUCAUCGUCAUUAUCAUCAUCAUCAAUAUUGUCAUCAUUACCAUCAUCGUCAUUAUCAUCAUCAUCACUAUCGUCAUCAUCAUCACCAUCGUCAUUAUCAUCAUCUUCAUUUUCAUCAUCAUCACCUUCAUCAUCAAUAUAUUUUCUAUAAGUUUUUUAAUGCAUCUAUUGCUUGUAAAUUUAUAUUCUCUAAAUUCAUAUUAUUGUGCCAUUCUUGCAAGGCUUUACUGUCAUUCCUUGAAAAAUAUUCAUUGUUGAUAUAUUAUAAUAUAAUUAUGUACAUGUAUGCUUACAUUGAUCUAUGUAUCUGAAUUUCAAGAAGAAAGUCACAUGUCUAAAAAGUUUGAUACAGUAUAUGCUCUUUAAUUUGAUACCUCAAUCUCAGAAAAUGGUCCAGAAAGUUUUGUGUCUUUGAAAUGAUGCUGGUAUUAUUUCAUUUAACAAAUGUGUUUUCACAGAUUCCCUACUGUAGCUAUUGCAGGGUAAACAAAAGACUUAAUGUAUGGCUGAUCGUCAACAAAGCGCUGUAUGGGGGCGUCGUGGCCUAGAUAGUGGUUCUGACUCUCGCAUCUGAAUCAGAGUGUUGUGGGUUUUUUUCCGGCCAUGGUUUGUUUUCCUUCAGCAAGAAAUUUAACCCGUUGUGCUGCACUCAACCCAGGUGAGGUGAAUGGGUACCCAGCAAAAAGCACUGAGCGCUGGAAGGCUGUUUGAGCUAAAGCUAGGUAAUAAAUAAUAGCACACCUCAGAAUAGAUUGAAUCUAGAUAGAUGGCACAAUAUACAUGUACAUGUACAUGUAGAUAUCUAUUAUCAUUAUGUUUAAAGUCCAACAGUUAGCCUGCAAUUUCUCUUCAUUUUUAUUGAAAUUCAAGAAUUACUUUAAAUUAGCAGAGCUUUCUUAUUUCUUGACCAUUUUCUGUGAUGGAGGUGUGAACAUAAAGAGCAGACAUUGAACUUCUGAGCAUGAUUUUCUUGUUGAAAUCCAGAUACCCCUCAGGCUCCCCCCACAAGGGACUUUUCGGUAUCCUUUCUUCAAAUUUUCACUUAUUCAUGCGUGAAUGAGGAAUCUUCUGAAUUAUAUCAGGUGAAAGAGGAGAUACUAAGCUUUACAAUCGUAGGUAAUUAGUCGUAUUUGUGAUUAAGUUACGAUAAAUCACUAAUAAUUAUCAGUUGGGUUGCACUGCAUAUGGAUGCAUGGCUACAACUCUCUCUGAUUGCUAUUUGUAAUACUUGUUAUUCAUGUAUUGUAUUUUGAUAUUGAGAAAUUUAUAUUGUUUACUAAAUUAUACAUAUAUGUACAUGUAGGUACUGGUGUUUUGUCAUUCGUGCAAAAUCAUAUUGAAAAACAAAAUGUACUGUUUCCAUUA
This is a messenger RNA of Lytechinus pictus (painted urchin), 3294 nucleotides long. RefSeq lists its product as uncharacterized. Bases 278 to 523 code for a protein of 81 amino acids. Lineage: Eukaryota; Metazoa; Echinodermata; Echinoidea; Temnopleuroida; Toxopneustidae. Gene Ontology annotation, biological process: negative regulation of retrograde protein transport, ER to cytosol; positive regulation of autophagy; negative regulation of VCP-NPL4-UFD1 AAA ATPase complex assembly. The record is from RefSeq and is a predicted model, not a curated record. Gene Ontology annotation, cellular component: endoplasmic reticulum membrane. The transcript has 4 exons.